Molecule: messenger RNA, 745 nt
Organism: Spinacia oleracea (spinach)
Lineage: Eukaryota; Viridiplantae; Streptophyta; Magnoliopsida; Caryophyllales; Amaranthaceae
Product: auxin-induced protein 22D
Exons: 2
Coding region: 104-607 (167 amino acids)
Biological process (GO): regulation of DNA-templated transcription
Cellular component (GO): nucleus
Source: RefSeq, a predicted model, not a curated record
GUGUAUCUUUUCAUCAAAAUACACUUUCAUAAACUAAUCUACAAUUAGCAUUCUAACAAGAUUUUGCAAACUCUGCUUAUUGAUCAUUCAAAUUUUCCUAACAAUGGAAAGGAGCAACGGAAACUCGAGUUCUCAUGAAGAUACCGAAUUGAGAUUAGGGUUACCGGGAACUAAUGGAUCUGAGAAGAAACGAUUGUUUUCUGAAAUGAAUGAGGAGUCUACUUCUGGUGUAGAAGAUUGCCAUGACAACAUCCUAAUUCCACAACCAAAGGUUCAAGCAAUCGGAUGGCCUCCAAUUAGAUCUUACCGGAAAAAUUGCCUUCAAGUCACAAAAUCACAAGAAGAACGCACAAGAAUGUACGUGAAGGUUAGCAUGGACGGAGCUCCUUAUCUAAGAAAGAUAGAUCUAAAACAAUACAAAGAUUACAAGGAACUCCUAAGGGCCUUAGAAGCCAUGUUCAAAUUUAAUGGUAUAGAGUAUGAACAAACUUAUGAAGACAAAGAUGGAGAUUGGAUGUUGGUUGGAGAUGUUCCUUGGGAAAUGUUUAUUGGUUCUUGCAAAAGGCUUAGAUUAGUGAAAGGAUCUGAAUCAAAUGGCUUGGCCUAAAAAAUUGAAUCAUAUUUAUCAUGUAAACUUUUUGAGAUGAAUAUUGUGAAUAUGUAUACAAUAUACUCUUGGAUUACAGAGCUCAAAUGUUAAAGUUUAACAGAAGGUUUAGCCUUAACAAUUCUGAGCACGGCCAUG